AUCUUUCCAUUAUUUUCCCGUCAUCCGUUUUAAACGGCGACAAAUUCUCCAUCCUCUUCCUCCUGUCUCUCCUCUUCCCCGUGAUAAUAAUAAAAAAUAUAAAAAUAAAAUAAAAAAGAUGGGUUCUUCGAAAACAGUCAGGAGGCUGGAGGUAACCUCACCGGUCCCCGCCGACAUCGACAUAGCCAACUCCGUCGAGCCCCUUCACAUUUCUCAGAUCGCAGAGGAUCUCAAUCUCAGCUCCAAACAUUAUGAUCUCUAUGGAAAGUACAAAGCCAAGGUGCUUUUAUCGGCUUUGGAUGAGCUUGAAGGGAGUGAUAAUGGUUAUUAUGUGGUUGUUGGCGGGAUAACUCCGACGCCGCUUGGAGAAGGGAAGAGUACUACUACUGUUGGGUUGUGCCAAGCUUUGGGUGCUUUUCUUGAUAGAAAGGUUGUCACAUGCCUUCGUCAACCAUCCCAAGGCCCAACUUUUGGCAUCAAAGGAGGUGCCGCCGGUGGUGGCUACAGCCAAGUCAUUCCUAUGGACGAAUUCAACCUCCACCUGACCGGCGACAUCCACGCUAUCACUGCCGCCAACAACCUCCUCGCCGCUGCCAUUGACACCCGAAUCUUUCACGAAGCCUCCCAAUCCGACAAAGCCCUCUUCAAUCGUCUUUGCCCUCCAAACAAAGAAGGCAAGCGUAAAUUCGCUGAUGUCAUGCUUCGUCGUUUAAAGAAACUCAGUAUCGAAAAAGACAACCCCGAUGAACUCACCCCCGAUGAGGUUAAAAGAUUUGCUAGGCUUGAUAUUGAUCCUGAAUCAGUCACUUGGAGGAGAGUCAUGGAUGUUAAUGACCGUUUCUUGAGGAAAAUUACAAUUGGACAAGGGCCUGAUGAGAAGGGAAUGACACGAGAGACUGGUUUUGAUAUCUCAGUUGCUAGUGAGAUAAUGGCGGUUUUAGCACUUACAACUUCGUUAGCUGAUAUGAGAGAGAGAUUAGGGAAAAUGGUUAUAGGAAAUAGCAAGGCAGGUGAACCGAUAACUGCUGAUGAUCUUGGGAUUGGAGGAGCUCUCACUGUUCUUAUGAAAGAUGCCAUAAAUCCUACUUUAAUGCAAACACUCGAAGGAACUCCUGUGCUUGUGCAUGCUGGACCCUUUGCCAAUAUAGCUCAUGGAAAUUCUUCGGUAGUGGCGGAUAAAAUAGCACUUAAAUUGGUAGGAAAAGGGGGUUUUGUCGUCACUGAAGCAGGAUUUGGUGCAGAUAUCGGGACUGAGAAAUUCAUGAACAUAAAAUGUCGGUAUAGUGGAUUGGCACCUCAGUGUGCAAUCAUUGUGGCAACUAUACGAGCUCUUAAGAUGCACGGAGGUGGACCCGAGGUUGUGGCUGGAAAGCCAUUGGAUCACGCUUAUUUGAAUGAGAAUGUAGGUCUUGUUGAAGCUGGGUGUGUGAAUUUGGCGAGGCAUAUAGAGAAUACAAAGGCUUAUGGAGUAAAUGUUGUGGUUGCGAUCAAUAAGUUUGCUACGGACACUGAGGCAGAGAUGAAUGCUGUGAGGAGUGCAGCGAUCAAAGCUGGGGCUUUUGAUGCGGUUGUUUGUAGUCAUCAUGCUCAUGGUGGAAAAGGAGCGGUUGAUCUUGGGAUUGCAGUUCAAAAGGCAUGCGAGAGCCAGAAAGACCCCAUGAGAUUCUUAUAUCCUUUAGAUUCUGGCAUUAAGGCAAAGAUUGAGGCAAUAGCCAAGUCCUAUGGCGCAAGUGAUGUUGAGUACUCUGAGCAGGCCGAGAAGCAAAUUGAGAUGUACACGAAGCAAGGAUUCUCAAAUCUCCCCAUCUGCAUGGCGAAAACACAGUACUCUUUCUCACAUGUUCCUUCGCAAAAGGGAGCUCCCUCUGGAUUUGUGCUCCCAAUUAGAGAUGUUCGUGCAAGUAUUGGUGCAGGCUUCAUAUACCCUCUUGUGGGAACCAUGAGCACAAUGCCUGGGCUCCCAACGAGGCCUUGUUUCUUUGAUAUCGAUAUCGAUCUUGCAACUGGGAACGUCAUCGGUCUCUCUUAAUAUGGUUCACUAUAUUAUUUUUUAUUUUGAAUAAAAUAUGGUACAAUUUUUUUCUAAUCCUUCAUAUAAUGUCUGAGAGAGUAUUAUGAGAUUGUACACUAUGUUGCAAUGAAAAUUGGUGAUGUUGUUGGCUGUUUGAAAACUUA
Asparagus officinalis (garden asparagus) is the source of this 2175-nucleotide messenger RNA. Its product is annotated as formate--tetrahydrofolate ligase. Lineage: Eukaryota; Viridiplantae; Streptophyta; Magnoliopsida; Asparagales; Asparagaceae. Gene Ontology annotation, molecular function: ATP binding; formate-tetrahydrofolate ligase activity. The transcript has 5 exons. Bases 119 to 2029 code for a protein of 636 amino acids. The record is from RefSeq and is a predicted model, not a curated record.